Chara braunii is the source of this 1936-nucleotide messenger RNA. Lineage: Eukaryota; Viridiplantae; Streptophyta; Charophyceae; Charales; Characeae. The record is from the annotation of a GenBank genome assembly.
AAAACGGGCACCUUUGCGGACGAUUUUGUCGGCGACAUCAGGACAAGGAACCGCUUGUCUUCUUGAGCAAGAAGCUUGGCCACCGCUCCAGUUAAGCGACAACGACUCUGCCAAGAAGUACCUUCGAAGAGGAUUUGCAUUCAGUGUCAGUGAAAGACGCUUUCCUAUCCAAUCAGUGAAACAACAAGUUUGCUAAGGAGCCACGGGAGGACUUGUGUUGCGGUUGCAUUGCGACUUUCUAGUCUCAGAGACAAUCCCCCUGUAAGAAAAUUUAUUGAGAAAAGAGAUCGGCUCUGCGAUGAAGCAACGGCUUCCCCGAAGGAGAUUGGGUCGGGAAUUUGCGGAAACGAUAACACCCCCCCAACAAGUUCAAGACCUGCAGAGCAUACUUGCAAGCAGACGGACCGGACGAGCGUCCGGUCCGGUCCGCUUUGCCGCGUGCGGCACCCUUCCCCCGGACCAGACGGACCCGGACCGGACCAGACAGGGCCUUUUUUUUUGGGGGGGGGGGGGGGGGGGCGUAACUGGUCGUCGGGCACACAUUCGUGCGCCGCGCGGGUCCGGUUCGGUGGUCUGCCGAACGUGCGGAACCGCCCGGACGGCAUCCGCUUGCAAGUAUGCUGCAAAGUGUUCCUUCCUGAGAGAUGGUUUCUGUAAAUUUGAAGAAGAGUGAUCGGAUCGAGCAAGGAGGCUUGCCUGUUGUUCGGUGAAACCUUUGGUGGAAUUGGAGCACGAGAAGUCAUGAGAGGGAACUUGCGUUGUUCCCUCAAAAGCAAUGUCUCUCAGAAAAGUUAUCGACUCUUCAAUUUCCGAAGAGUCGACUCUCUUGACGUAAGUUCGCCAAGAGAGUUGACCUGUACAGGACUAUAGGAUUAGGGAUUUGCAUGCUCGGCUGACCUCCAUCUCGCGGCGCUGACAAAGCUGAAUAUCACUUUCAUGUGAGAAGAGAAGACUGCGCUUUGGUUCGAACUCUUGAUCUUUGAGUCAGAUGCUUGCUUGAUCAUUUUAGAGUAUAUCAGACUAGAUAGAGGUAGAAGAGCAGUUUAUAUCUUUUCCACGUGCUCGACAUGGCACCGGCAAACGAAGUUGAAGCAGCACAGAACAGUAGCUCCUUGUACACUAACAACAAUUGUCCACAGUUCUCCUUGGCUCUGUAUGGUACCAGAUGGUGGGACCAAGAAACAGGACCAGAACUAGGAGUAUACCUGAAUAUACGCAUAUAGAUAUAUAAAAGUCAUUCCACGAUGCAGACCCCAAAUUUGAAUCCGAGGGUCACGUUGCCAGGCUAAAGGAGGCCGAGUCUGCCAGUAUCAGAAAGACCGAGUCGGGUGCCCCAGAGGUCAAGUCCAACAGGCACCCGAUCAACAGUCACAUCCCAGAGGCAAAGGUUGCAUUCGAAACGCAGAACGCAGAAGUCGCGUCGCACGGUGAAAGGUCAGAUCCCACAGGCAAAGGACACUUCCCCAGGCAAAAGUCGUGUCCCACAGGCAAGAGUCGCAUCUCGAAGUCAAAAGGCGUAAUCUACAGGCAAAGGUCGUGUCUCAUGGGUAGAGAGUCGCAUCCCACAGAUGAAAAGUCGUGACUCACAGGCCCAAGCAGCAGCACACAAGGAAGAUUCAUGGAGGUACCAGGCCUCGACAUUCUGAACCGAACAGGCCGUGGGCAUGUGGUGCCGGUUCCAAGUCAAGCCAAAGGAAGCAGAGGCUGGGAUGAGACCAGGCUCAGUCCAAGUCAAUAUAAGGACUGGCCAGCCACAUUUCGGGCAGAUUGCUCAUGCGUGAGCAGUGUGCAAGUGCUGCUGAAGCGCUUGUGCGCUAUCUGCGAGUGCCCUGCUGGGCAGCGCUGUGAUGAGAGGGAAGGCGGCCAUAGCCGCAUAGCUCGUAGUAGGACAUAGAGAUGAGUAGUAGCGGAUGUAUUCAGAGUCAAGAUCUUCAAG